AUGCGUCGCGCCACCGGCUGCCCUCUGAGCCAGAUCUGCAUCCCCCCUCCGGCCGUGCUGGUGAGGAGCUUCCCGGUGAGCUCCAGCCUGGAUCCCUGCGGCACCACCGGCAGCUUCCCGGGCCUCCCUCGCCGCCGCGGCCCCUGCUGCUACCCCGGCGCCACCACCUACGUCAGCCUGGGCAGCCUGGGCAGCCUGGCCCAGGCCACCAAGCCCUGCGGCCUCGUGGCCACCUUGAGUGGCCCCCCGUGCGACCAGGACGUGGUUGGGUGCUCCACGAGGUUCUGCAGGAACCCCUGCUGCUGCUGCCGGGUGACCGAGAGCUGCAGCAGGAGCCGGGACUGCUGCCAGGAGGUGGCCCAGUGCUCCACGGGCACGUGCCAGGAUCUGUGCUGCCAGGAGGUCACCAAGUGCGUCACAACGUGUCAGGAUCCGUGUUAUAAGGAGGUCACCACGUGCACAACCACGUGUCAGGAUCCAUGUUAUAAGGAGGUCACCAAGUGCACAACCACGUGUCAGGAUCCAUGUUAUAAGGAGGUCACCACAUGCACCACCACAUGCCAAGAUCCGUGUUGUCAAGAGGUCACCACAUGCACAACGACGUGUCAGGAUCCGUGCUGCCAGGAGGUCACCAAGCGCGUUACCACGUGUCAAGAUCCAUGUUAUAAGGAGGUCACCAAGUGCGCCACCACGUGUCAAGAUCCAUGUUGUCAAGAGGUGACCAAGUGUGUCACCACAUGCCAGGAUCCCUGCUGCCAGGAGGUCACCAAGUGUGUCACCACGUGUCAGAAUCCAUGUUAUAAGGAGGUCGCCAAGUGCACAACCACGUGUCAGGAUCCGUGUUAUAAGGAGGUCACCAAGUGUGUCACCACGUGUCAGGAUCCGUGCUGUCAGGAGGUCACCAAGUGCACCACAACGUGCCAGGAUCCGUGUUGUAAGGAGGUCACCACAUGCACCACAACGUGCCAAGAUCCCUGUUGUAAGGAGGUCACCAAGUGUGUCACCACGUGCCAAGAUCCGUGUUGCAAAGAAGUGACCAGGUGCACCACCACAUGUGUGGAUCCCUGCUGCCAGGAGGUCACCAAAUGCGUCACCACGUGCCAAGAUCCCUGCUCCAAGGAGGUGACCACGUGCACCACAACAUGUAAGGAGGUCACCAAGUACACAACCACGUGCCAGGAUCCGUGUUGUCGGGAGGUCACCAAAUGCGUCACCACAUGCCAAGAUCCAUGUUGUAAGGAGGUGACCACAUGCGCCACCACGUGUGUGGAUCCGUGUUGCAAGGAGGUCACCAAGUGUGUCACCACAUGCCAGGAUCCCUGCUGCAAGGAGGUCACCAAGUGUGUCACCACGUGCCAAGAUCCGUGUUGCAAGGAAGUGACCACAUGUACCACGUGUGUGGACCCGUGCUGCCAGGAGGUCACCAGGUGUGUCACCACAUGUGUGGAUCCGUGCUACAAGAAGGUGUCCAAGAGCUCCACCCCGUGCCAAGAUCCGUGCUGUGUGACCAGGUGUGACCCCAGGUGUGUGGACACGUGUUGUCAGGAGGUCACCAAGUGCAGAACCAGGUGUGUGGACCCGUGCUGCCAGGAGGUCACCAAAUGUGUCACCAGAUGUGUGGAUCCGUGUUGCAAGGAGGUCACCAAGUGCACCACCAGAUGUGUUGACCCAUGCUGCAGGGAGGUCACCAAAUGUGUCACCAGAUGUGUGGAUCCGUGUUGCAAGGAGGUCACCAAGUGCACCACCACGUGUGUGGAUCCCUGCUGCCAGGAGGUCACCAAGCGCAUCACCACGUGCCAGGAUCCCUGCUGUGUCGCCAGAUGUGCCACCAGGUGUGUGGACCCCUGCUGCCAGGGGGUGGCCAGGUGCCAAGAUCCCUGCUGUGCCACCAGAUGUGCCACCAGGUGUGUGGACCCCUGCUGCCAGGGAGUGACCUCGUGCCAAAGUUCUUGCUGCCAGGGGAGUGACCACCUGCACCACCACCUGCCAGGACCCUUGUUGCCAGGGAGUGACCACUUGCCAAGAUUCCUGCUGCCAGGGAGUGACCAGGGAAGUGACCACCUGCACCACCAGCUGCCAGGGAGUGACCACUGGCCGAAAUUCCUGCUGCCAAGGAGUUACCUCGUGCCAAAAUUCCUGCUGCCAGGGAGUGACCACCUGCCAAGGUUCCUGCUGCCAGGGAGUGACCAGGUGCCAAACCCCUGCUGCCAGGGAGUGACCACCUGCACCACCACCUGCCAGGACACCUGCUGCCAAGGAAGUGACCACCUGCCAAAACCCCUGCGGCCAGGGAUUGACCACCUGCACCACCACCUGCCAGGACCCUUGUUGCCAGGGAGUGACCACUUGCCAAGAUUCCUGCUGCCAGGGAGUGACCAGGUGCCAAAACUCCUGCUGCCAAGGAGUGACCACCUGCACCACCACCUGCCAGGACCCUUGCUGCCAGGGAGUGACCACCUGCACCACCACCUGUCAAGACCCCUGCUGCCAAGGGGUGACCUCGUGCCAAGAUUCCUGCUGCCAGGGAGUGACCACUUGCCAAGACCCUUGCUGCCAGGUAGUGACCACCUGCCAAAAUUCCUGUGGCCAGGGAGUGACCACCUGCACCACCACCUGCCAGGACCCUUGCUGCCAAGGAGUGACCACCUGCACCACCACCUGCCAGGAUCCCUGCUGCCAGGGACUGACCUCAUGCCAAAACCAGUGUGGCCAGGGAGUGACCACCUGCACCACGACCUGCCAAGACCCCUGCGGCCAGGGAGUGACCACCUGCACCACCAGCUGCCAGGGAGUGACCUCAUGCCAAGACCCCUGCUGCCAGGGAGUGCCCACCACGUGCCCAGCCCCGUGCUGUGUCCCCAGCCGUGCCACCUCUCAGUCCCGCAGGGGUGUCCAGGUUGUCACCAGGUGCGCCGACUCCUGUCCCACCACCUGUGUCACCCAGACCUGCCCCGUGUGCGGCCAGCGCUGCUCCGUCUCGGGCUGCCCAAAAUUCCGGGCUCGCUGAGGGGCUCCAGGGAGGGUUUGGGGAGGGUUUGGCGGAGCAAAUCCCGCUCGGAAUGCGGGCGGGAGGAGCGGGGGUGGCGGCAGACGGGGCGCGACCGUCUGGGAGCCGCCACCGGCUCCUCUGAAGAUGCCCCAAGGCCCGAGGUUGGUGACAACCUGCGAGCUCCUCCCUCGGAGCUCCUCUGA
This is a messenger RNA of Melozone crissalis (California towhee), 3192 nucleotides long. RefSeq lists its product as uncharacterized. NCBI's taxonomy places the organism in Eukaryota, Metazoa, Chordata, Aves, Passeriformes, Passerellidae. The record is from RefSeq and is a predicted model, not a curated record.